Triticum urartu is the source of this 1425-nucleotide messenger RNA. Its product is annotated as Transducin/WD40 repeat-like superfamily protein. Gene Ontology annotation, cellular component: nuclear pore outer ring. Gene Ontology annotation, molecular function: protein binding. The record is from RefSeq and is a predicted model, not a curated record. NCBI's taxonomy places the organism in Eukaryota, Viridiplantae, Streptophyta, Magnoliopsida, Poales, Poaceae.
GCCCACGAAGAGAAUUCCCCAUAGACGAACGACAGCUCGCGCCGCCGCCCGUGAAACCUAGCUCCGCCGCCGUUGGGAGCGCGACUCCAAGCCAGCACCACCGCCCCAAACCCUCCAAACAACAGCCAACAAUGGCGGACUCUCCCUCCUUCCGCCGCCACCCGCUCCCCUUCUCGAUCGACAUCGUCCGCUGGCUCCCGUCCUCCGCCUCCUCCGGCCGCCACCUCGCGGCGGCCGUCCACGACCCCUCCGUGCCCGCCUCCUCGCGCCUCAGCCUCCUACCGCUCCACGACCCCGCCUCCCCGCUCGCCUCCCUCCCGCUCCCCUCCCGGCCCACGGCCCUCCGCUGCUCCCCUUCCGUCCUCGCCGCCGCCACCUCCUCCGGCUCCCUCCACCUCCUCCCCUCCUCCUUCGACACCGACUCGGCGGUGUCCGUCCCCGGCGGCGCGGGGUUCCAUGUGGGGCCCGUGCGCGGGCUCGACUGCGGCGGCGAGGGGUGGGUGACGGCGGGGGAGGACGGGAGGGUGCACGUGGUGUCGGACGGCGGCGACGGCAGGGUGGUGGCCAGGAGGGUGUGGGAUGGGAAGGGCAUGUCAGGGUACGGGGCGGCGAGAUGGGCCUCGUCGGCGGAGUUCGCCACCGGCGGCGCCGGCUGCGGCGUGCAGUGGUGGGACCGCAGGAAAGGGGACGCCGUGGUGGCGCAGUGCAAGGGCGUCUGGGGUCGUGGUGUCGCCACCGGCAUGGUGCACUCCAUUGAUAUACAUCCAUCAAGAAAGCAUGUCUGUGUGGUGGGAGGCUCCUCAGGAACAAUAUUUGCUUGGGACCUACGCUGGGCACAGCAGCCAAUACCACUCUCUGGUGUAGGCCUUGACGAAACGGCACAACCCGUGUGCGAGAGUGAGGUCUGGGAGGUUCUUUUUGACAACUACACACAGUCUUCUGAUAUUAUCUCGUCUGUCUCAACAAGAAUAUUACCUGUGAUGCUGUGCUCAGAGGAUGGAAUCCUUGCAAUCGUCGAACAAGAUGAGAGGCCUCUUGAAUUGCUUGCCGAGCCCUGUGCUAUCAACUCCUUUGAUAUCGAUCCUCAGAACCCUUCUGAUGUCGUCUGUGCCCUGGAAUGGGAAUCGAUUGGUGUGCUUACACGUGGAAGAGAUGCAAUGGCAGAGGAAUGAAUGCAUUCACUCCCCAACAAUUCUAUUGAAUUUCCAUGCAUAACUUUCUGUGAUGGCCCGUGGCGUGACUACUCACGCUGUCCUUUUGUUGCUCAUCAGCUAUCAAUGAUGGAAGAGGCGUGCUCGGCGUGUAUCAUUUGCGGUUUUGUGUGAAAGCACGGAUCGUGUAAAACUUACUGUAACUCUGGAUCAUACUUAGCUGUGAAUUGGUGUUCAGCAUAGGUGAAAUCGGAAGCUUACUUUUACUGUUCUA